This is a messenger RNA of Merops nubicus (carmine bee-eater), 1011 nucleotides long. It is a transcript of the gene HERPUD1, whose product is annotated as homocysteine-inducible, endoplasmic reticulum stress-inducible, ubiquitin-like domain member 1. Gene Ontology annotation, cellular component: endoplasmic reticulum membrane. The annotation marks the transcript as partial. The transcript has 7 exons. Gene Ontology annotation, molecular function: transmembrane transporter binding. NCBI's taxonomy places the organism in Eukaryota, Metazoa, Chordata, Aves, Coraciiformes, Meropidae. Gene Ontology annotation, biological process: negative regulation of endoplasmic reticulum stress-induced intrinsic apoptotic signaling pathway; ubiquitin-dependent protein catabolic process; endoplasmic reticulum unfolded protein response. The record is from RefSeq and is a predicted model, not a curated record.
CCUGAAGCAGACCAAAAGCUGAUUUAUGCUGGAAAGCUGCUGCUGGAUCACCAUUAUCUGAGAGACUUGCUGCCAAAGCAUGGGGAGCUGCAUGCUCUGCACCUGGUGUACAACUGGAAGACUCCUGCAGAUGUGCAAGAAACACCUGAAGAGGUUAGAGCUGCUCAGCCAGUACUGUUGUCAGGAGCUAGUCAAGAACAGUCUGUAUCUUCCUCAAGCAGUGAAAGACUGAGAUGCUCUUCUGGUGGUCGGGCUUCAGCAGAAGCCAGUAACAGGCUGGAAACAACUCAACAUCCAUUCCAAAGUGUGGCUCCUGGCUUCUCUGCUUAUGCAACCUACAGCAUGCUCCAGAUGUCCUGGUUUCAGCAGAUUUAUGCACGACAAUAUUACUUGCAAUACUUGGCUUCUACUGCAUCUGCUGACUCAUCCCAUGCACAAUGUUCUCAGGAGAUACCCGUGGCACCAGUGACACCUCCAGCUCCUCUCCCAGACCCAUUUCCUGCACAAAACCAGCCUGGAAACCAGAAUGCUGCUGCCCAGGUCGAUGCGGCAGCCAACCAGAACUUGCAGAUGAAUGCCCAAGGAGGUCCCCUCAUGGAGGAAGAAGAGGGUGGCAAUCGAGAUUGGCUGGACUGGCUCUACUCAGCAACACUGUUUUAUGUGUUUGUCAACAUCAUCUAUUUCUACUCCAGUGUCAGCAGAUUCCUCCUGGUCAUGGGUGGCACUGUUCUGAUGUAUCUGCACCAUGUUGGGUGGCUUCCAUUUAGACGAAGACCAGUCCAGCCCUUCCCAGCCAACGUUGCUCCUCAAGCUGCUGUAAACCAGGACCAGAACAAUAACUUACAGGGGGGAAAUGCAGGCAGAGCGGGUGAAUCCGAGGCAUCUCCUGAUGGACGAGGUCUACAGGAACUGCAGCAGGCUAAUCCCUCAUUUAUGAGCACAGCGUGGGUUUUUUUCAAGACUUUUUUUGCGUCCCUCCUCCCCGAAGGGCCUGGAGUGACCCGCAACUGA